AUGAAAUUCUGUUCUUUUCUCUUCCUUCUCAUUAAGUCGUAUUUCUUUUUUCUUUUUCUUGUUCGAUCUUCUUUCUCACUUUCAUUUUUACUUAUUUCUCUCCACCUAGAAUUUUAUUUCUCAAUUUUAUUUCCAUUUUCUUUCCUCCUCCUCAACAAAAUUUUCUUUCUUUUUCCUUUUCACUUUCUCUCCCCGUCAAUAAAUUUCUUUUUCUUUAUUACUUUCAUUUUCACAACCUCCACACUAAAAAUUUUUCUUUCCUACUUUAUCCCCUCUCACUAUAAUGUUCUUUCUUUCUUUCUUUCUUUCUUUCUUUCUUUCUUCCUUUCUUUCUUUCUUUCUUUCUUUCUUUCCCCCUCACUAAAAUGUAGCCUCUUACUUGGAGUGAAUGGAUCUAUCUAUCUAUCUAUCUAUCUAUCUAUCUAUCUAUCUAUCUAUCUAUCGCAAAAGUUUCCUUUUUCAUCAUGCACACACGCGGCCAAUAUGUACAAAGACAGAUAA
Molecule: messenger RNA, 501 nt
Organism: Acanthosepion pharaonis
Lineage: Eukaryota; Metazoa; Mollusca; Cephalopoda; Sepiida; Sepiidae
Source: the annotation of a GenBank genome assembly